AUGUCUGUUGUAGACUUUAACAUAACGGAGGCGAAAUCCCCCUUAAAUCACGGCAUUGAGAAGGGGGAAAAUAUAAGAUGUCUUGGUUGCUUCUCUUCAUCAAACUCUGUGAAAAAAAUUCGUGUUGGGGUCUGCUGGCUUCUGGUGGAGCUGUGUGAGAGGUUCACUUUCUUCGAAGUCGUCUGCAACGUGAUCCCCUUUUGCACUGCCCAGCUUGGCCACCACAGCCACCAGGCAGCCAUUCUGAACUUGUGCUUUAUCGGAACCUCGAUACUCAGCCCUGUGUUUGCGGGAUGGUUUGCUGAUGUCUGUCUAGGAAGAAGCAAACUGGUAUAUUCUUGCUUAUUUCUGCAUUUUCUAGGCACUGCCUUGUUAUCUGCCGUUGCUUUCCCCUUGGGAGAUUUCUACACAGCCCGCGGCCACGGGCCCCACAGCAUGCCAGCGGAGGCGCGGGCCGGGCUGUUUCACGCAGCGCUGCUGGCCCUGGGCCUGGGCGCGGGAGGAGUCAGGGCCAUCGCCUGCCCUCUGGGCGCUUGCAGCCUCCAGGAGCAUGGCCCACAGAAACCAAUGUCUUGUUUGAACUGGUUUUACUGGCUCAUGAACCUAAAUGCUACUGCAGUCUUUCUAGGAAUAUCUUACAUUCAGCACUCAGGAGCAUGGGUCCUGGUUUUACUUAUCCCUUUUAUGUCUGCACUUAUGGCUCUGAUAACUCUUCAUAUGAUGCAUUGUAAUGUGAUUUAUCAGCCAGAAAAAUGUUGCUCCCUCCUGACCAUCUUUGGGGUGUUUGCUAACGCACUGAGAGCAUGCUGUCUGCGACACUGCCACCUUCGUGGAGAUCUGACGAGCCGGUUAGACCACGCCAAGGAAAAAAAUGGUGGCUGCUACAGUGAGCUCCAUGUGGAAGACACAAAAUGCUUCUGCACCCUUCUCCCUCUCUUCAUUUGGCAGCUUCUUUACAAAAUGUGCAUUAUGCAGAUUCCUUCAGGAUAUUAUCUGCAGACCAUGAAUUCCAACCUGAAUUUGGAUGGAUUUCUUCUGCCAAUUGCAGUAAUGAAUGUCAUCAGCAUGCUACCACUAUUAAUUCUGGCCCCUUGUAUGGAAUAUUUCAGCACCUGGCUAUUUCCCUCUAAGAGAGAUGGACCAUUUCUGUUGGCAUGCAUUCUCGCUGGACAUCUUUCUGCUGCGCUGUCCGUGGCAGCAGCUGGCUUCUUUGAAAUGCACAGAAAACACUUCCCUCCAGUGGAGCAGCCUCUUGCAGGCAAAGUGCUCACCGUUUCCUCCAUGCCCUGCUCCCACCUGGUCCUUCAGUACCUUUUACUUGGAGUGGCUGAAGCCCUGGUCAACCCAGCCUUCUCUAUAAUAUCAUACAGAUUUGUUCCAAGUACCAUCAGAGGAACCCUGACGAAUUUUUUGACCCUGUUCAAUGGAUUGGCUUGUUUCACGGGGGCACUGCUGGUGGAGUUGGUAUAUCUCAUCUCACAAGGCAAUUGGUUUCCAAACACAUUAAACAAAGGCGAUUUAGAGAGCUUCUUCUUCUUCUUGGCAUCAUUAACGUUGUUGAACGCCCUGGGAUUCUGGAGUAUUUCACAAAGAUAUUGUAAUCUAAAUCAUUUUAAUGUCCAGAACAUCAGUGGAAGUCAUCUUGAAGAAACACUUCUCCUCCAUGAAAAGUCUCUGAAAUUUUAUGGCAGUACGCAGGAAUUUUCUUCAAGUAUUGAUCUUUGGGAGACAGCCCUAUGA
This is a messenger RNA of Miniopterus natalensis, 1740 nucleotides long. It is a transcript of the gene SLC15A5, whose product is annotated as solute carrier family 15 member 5. Lineage: Eukaryota; Metazoa; Chordata; Mammalia; Chiroptera; Miniopteridae. The record is from RefSeq and is a predicted model, not a curated record. Gene Ontology annotation, molecular function: transmembrane transporter activity. Gene Ontology annotation, biological process: transmembrane transport. Gene Ontology annotation, cellular component: membrane.